Adelges cooleyi (spruce gall adelgid) is the source of this 2533-nucleotide messenger RNA. It is a transcript of the gene alpha-Man-Ib, whose product is annotated as endoplasmic reticulum mannosyl-oligosaccharide 1,2-alpha-mannosidase. Gene Ontology annotation, cellular component: membrane; endoplasmic reticulum. Gene Ontology annotation, biological process: carbohydrate metabolic process; N-glycan processing. Gene Ontology annotation, molecular function: calcium ion binding; mannosyl-oligosaccharide 1,2-alpha-mannosidase activity. The coding region runs from base 221 to 1987 and encodes 588 amino acids. The record is from RefSeq and is a predicted model, not a curated record. Lineage: Eukaryota; Metazoa; Arthropoda; Insecta; Hemiptera; Adelgidae. The transcript has 9 exons.
AUAAUUAUUAUAAUAUAUUAUAUUAAACAAAUUACUCUAUGCACGAUUGUAAAUAUUAUAGGAUUAUAAAUAUAUGUAUUUAAAAAUGUUCCUUUAGCGUUACGUUGUUGUUGUUGUUGUUUUAUUUUAAAUCGUGUGUGUGUGUGUUUGUUGUUGGCGUUAGUUAUAAUAGUUUAGAUGAAAUAUAAUAUAAACCGAUAGACUACGCCAGCCUCUUAAUAUGAUAAAGGACCAUGUGUCGUUGAAUUUCGAAACUGUACCGUUAAGCGGUGUUGGUCAAAAUUAUAGCUACAAAAGCUGGGGCCGUAGGUUUUGGAGAAAACUAUCGAAGCUACAAAAACUAAUAAUUUAUUUGUGCGCGGCCGUCACGUGUAUUUCAAUAUAUUUAUGGCUGAUCGGCAGUGGUAACAAAUUUGACGAGUUGACCGACGUGAACGCCGUCAAACUACCGCAGCUCACCCUUAGCCCACAACAAGAACUGGAUUUACCCGAUGGCGUUGAAGCUGUGAAAUUGAACGAAAUCGAUAACAACGACGUGGACGGGGUCGAUCGAAAAGAACAGAUUGCCGCGCCGGCCCUCAUUCCCGUGUCAAAUCCAUCCAGCGGCGUUCAGUUUUCUCCGGCAUUCGGCCAUCGACAAAAUGCCGUGUUGAACGCAUUCAAACACGCUUGGUCGGGAUACCGAAAAUACGCUUGGGGACACGACCACGUGAAGCCCAUUAGCAAAAGAUACCAAGACUGGUUCAAUUUGGGCCUGACAAUAGUCGAUUCGUUAGACACUUUAUGGAUUAUGAAUAUGAAAAAAGAAUUCGACGAAGCUCGAGAAUGGGUCAGCACAAAGUUUAGUCUAGAUCAUUAUAAAGACGUGAACUUGUUUGAGACUACUAUACGAGUCUUGGGCGGAUUCUUAAGCGCUUAUCAUUUCACCGGAGAUUCUUUGUUCCUAGAUAAAGCAUUGGACGUCGGCGAACGACUUCUUCCGUGUUUCACCAAAUCUCCUUCGCCCAUACCCUACUCCGACGUGAACUUAGUUUCCCAUAUGGCUCACUCUCCGAAAUGGAGCCCGGAUUCGAGUACGGCCGAAGUAUCGACGCUACAAUUAGAAUUUAGAGAUUUAUCACGUUGCGUGGGCAGACCGGAUUUUGAAAAAGUCGCGUCCAGAGUGUCCGAACAUAUUCACACGUUGGAAAAAUACCACGGACUCGUGCCGAUCUACAUCAAUCCGAACACGGGCAAGUUUCAUAAACGAUCGGAAAUCAAAUUGGGCGCAAGGGGCGACAGUUACUAUGAGUACCUGUUGAAACAAUGGAUUCAGACCGGAAAAUCCAUCGAUUACCUAAAGGACGACUAUAUCCAAGCCAUCGACGGGAUCAUCACGAAAUUAGUGCGCACGUCUCCUCAGAGAAACUUGACUUACAUCGGAGAACUCAGGGCGGGCUCGUACGACUUUCAUCCGAAAAUGGAUCAUCUCGUUUGUUAUUUGCCGGGUACUCUGGCACUGGGCGUACACCACGGAAUGCCGUCCAGUCACAUGCGACUAGCCGAGAAAUUGUUGGACACGUGUUUUAACAUGUACGCCGAUCAGCCGACGUUCUUGUCGCCGGAAAUUGUUUACUUUAGCACAAAAGUCAACGUGAAUCCGGACAUGUACGUCAACAUAAACGACGCGCACAACCUGCUGCGUCCCGAGUUUGCCGAGAGCCUGUGGUACAUGUACCAGAUUUCCGGCAACGUCACCUACCAAGACUGGGGCUGGUUGGUGUUCCAAGGGUUCGAGCGGUACACAAAGGUGGCCGGCGGCUACACGUCCAUCGGCAACGUGCUGGACCCGGACGACACGCGACCGCAGGACAUGACCGAGUCGUUCUUCUUCGCCGAGACGCUCAAGUACUUGUACCUGUUGAUGUCCGACGAUCGGCACGCGUUGUCCAUCGACAAAUACGUGCUCAACAGCGAAGGUCAUCCUUUACCCGUUUACAAUCGGUGAUUCGACGUCGUGCACUUGCCGCGCGCUCGCUUGUAAAUAACUUUCGCUUGUUUUAAACUUGUGCAUUUUGAGUAUUAUUCGUCGUUUGUUGGCUGUGAAAUUGUAUUUAUCGAUUUUGAUCUACGCUUAGUUGUGAAUUUAAACAACUCGACACUGUUUCAGUAUUUCUGCAGAAAAAAAAAAAAUUGUUUUAUAUCGAGUCACUCCUAUCGACAGCAGCUAGUUUUUGUUUUAUUCUACUCUGUUGGCCGGCUAUAAAUUAUGAUUUUUGUAGUUUAGAUCAUUUACUGUUGGAUUGAAAAAAAAUAAAGUCAACGCUGACCAUUUGCCAGAACAAACUGUUAAUUUUGAGUACCGCUUGUUGGUUACCUAUUUAUUGUGUUCGAAACUUAAAAAAAUAGUUACGUUUACCGAACCUGGUCACUCGUCGGGCAUUUUAUCGUUGUCACCGAGUCUAAUAGAAAAUUGUUGAUGUACUCUAUAGAAAUAAUGUUUUUCCACAGUUAUUGUAUUAGAACAAAUUGUAAAUAAAUAUUGUUGUUAUCA